Triticum aestivum (bread wheat) is the source of this 1383-nucleotide messenger RNA. Its product is annotated as calcineurin B-like protein 3. The record is from RefSeq and is a predicted model, not a curated record. Gene Ontology annotation, biological process: calcium-mediated signaling. The transcript is spliced from 8 exons. Bases 306 to 983 code for a protein of 225 amino acids. Gene Ontology annotation, molecular function: calcium ion binding; kinase binding. NCBI's taxonomy places the organism in Eukaryota, Viridiplantae, Streptophyta, Magnoliopsida, Poales, Poaceae.
UAAAUAAAUAGAAGAAAUCCUCGAUCCAAUCCGUUCCAGCCCAUACCAAUCGCACCACCAGCCGACGACAGGAACCCCCGCGGCGACCCCCUCCGGCCGCCCCUCUGCUCCGCGCCGCAUCGGGAAACCCUGCCGCGAUCCUCCAGCCACGCCGCCCCCCGCGUGGCCGCUCGGCUCGUUCGGCCAAAUCCAGUCCACCGCCCGCGGGGUCCCGAUUUGCGGCCAGCCCCCCGCGGAUUGCCGCCCACCCUGGAGAGAGAGACGGGCGCUGACGGACGGUUGCGGCGCGCAGUGGUGCUGCCACCAUGUUGCAGUGCCUGGAGGGGGUGAGGCACCUGGGCGGCCUGCUCCUCAAGUGCUGCGGCAUCGACCUCAAGCAGCCCAAGGGCCUGGAGGAUCCCGAAGUCCUCGCCAGGGAGACCGUGUUCAGCGUGAGUGAGGUCGAAGCGCUGUACGAGCUGUUCAAGAAGAUCAGCAGUGCUGUGAUAGACGACGGGCUGAUCAACAAGGAGGAGUUUCAGUUGGCGCUUUUCAAGACCAGUAAGAAGGAGAGUUUGUUUGCGGAUCGUGUCUUUGAUUUGUUUGACACAAAACACAACGGAAUUCUAGGAUUUGAAGAAUUUGCCCGUGCGUUAUCAGUAUUUCAUCCAAGUGCCGCUCCUGAUGAGAAAAUUGACUUCUCUUUCCAGCUUUAUGAUCUGAAGCAACAAGGUUUCAUUGAAAGACAAGAGGUUAAGCAAAUGGUUGUUGCUACACUUGCUGAAUCAGGAAUGAAUCUUUCAGAUGAAGUCAUAGAGAGCAUCAUUGAUAAGACUUUCGAGGAGGCAGACACAAAACAUGAUGGGAAAAUUGACAAAGAAGAAUGGCGCAAUCUAGUUCUCAGACAUCCCUCAUUACUGAAGAACAUGACACUCCAAUAUCUCAAGGACAUCACCACCACAUUUCCAAGCUUUGUGUUCCAUUCUCAGGUCGACGAUACAUGAAGUCCUGAGAGUGUUUCACUUCGAUGGAAUAUCAGAAGACGGUUUCACUGCUUUGUUAAGCUUUUCCAAUGGCCGGCUGAUGGUUUGGCGGAAGCCAUCGUAGUGUUCCAAAGCAUACAUCAUACUGUAUUCGAUUAUUCUGCUGGUUUAUUUGUGUUCAUAAUGUUUUUUUCUUUAGCUUAGGUGGGCUGGUAGUAGAUUAGAAUGUUCAAAGUUUCUUUCGUUUUUGUACAAAAAAAAAAGCUGGUUUGACCCUUUAGUUAACUGUGUAUGUAUUCUGUGUGGGGAACUUUCCUACUGUAUAUUAUGGAUUGAACUGAACGGAGCCAGCAGAAAUGCCUCUGUUGAUAAAGUUUGUCGCAAUUUAUUGUUUUCUUUAAGGGGAAUCUUGUUUUUCUUA